Molecule: messenger RNA, 1384 nt
Organism: Caretta caretta (loggerhead turtle)
Lineage: Eukaryota; Metazoa; Chordata; Testudines; Cheloniidae
Gene: TMEM171
Product: transmembrane protein 171
Source: RefSeq, a predicted model, not a curated record
CUCUGGCCGCCGCGCCGGGGCACAGGGCGCGGCCUGCCCGCCCCGCCCGGAGCUCAAGGUCGCAGAAGGUGCCAGCCAGAGCCGCCUGGCCCCGAGCCCGCAGCCAGCGCCGCCCAUCGCUCCCUGGGCGCCGCCUCAGAGGCUUAAAUAGCGGCUCCCGCCGCCGCGCCGGCCAGCACGAGCCGGGCGCGCUGCCCCUGCCCCGCCACCGCCUCCUCAGGUCUGCAGCAGUUUUCUUUCUCUCUGAACACUAUCAGGAGACGAUAUAUUUCUCCUUUGCAUGAAGAGACGUUUUUGUAAUGUGUGCAGUUGCUGUUUCCAGACCUGGUGGGGAAGGAAAUAAUGGACAUCAUAGGAAGUUUUUUUUCCUUUUUGUUUUUGGAGUUGCAUUGCUAUGCACUGGAUUUCUGCUUUCAGUCUUUAUUUUACAGACUUGCCCAUCUGGAACCUUCAGUGAUUGCAACAGGGCCCUUAAGAUUGCUGGGCCUGUGGUUGUUGUUGUUGGAUUAGUUUGUGUCUUAUUGGCACAAUCAAGAGCUAGGCUGUACCUAAGUCAGAGACAGAUGCAAGGUGAGCAGGUGUACAGCCUCAUUUUUUGUCAAGGGAACUGUCAGGUUGCCCAGUUUCUUAUCUUUGGGUUUUUGUUUUUAACUAGUGGAGUGCUAAUUAGUUUCCUGGGCAUUUGGGUUCCUGGAUGUAGCCCAGGAAGGCACAGCCUACAGUAUAAUCAAACCAGCACUUCUGAUGUUGAACUCUCAGGCUGUGGAUUUCUGCCUCUUCAAAUCAUGGGUCCUUUGAUUGUGCUUAUUGGAUUAAGUUUCUUCGUAAUAGCUCAUAUUAAAAAGAAAACCAAUUUAAAUCUCAGCCAAGAAUCCUCUGAAAAUGGAGAACAGCCUCAGAGUCCAGAAUCAUUUCAAGUUACAGCAGGUGAUGCUGUAAUGACAUUCCCACCCCUCCCACCACCUUAUUUUGCUGACUCUCUAUCACCACAUGUAACUCAUAAGCCACUUGCCACAGAGCUGCCUAUGAGUGAAAAUCCUCCCUCGUACGACAGUAUUGUAAAUAAUGGGGCACAACUUGAACACGUUCAAGGAAUGGUUUCCGUUAGAGAGUACGAACCGCCGUAUGCAAUUCCUGGGAGCAGUUCAUCUUCAGACAUCUUACCUACUCUGCAUCUUUCAUCUGAAUUACCGCCAAGAUAUGAAGAAAAAGAAGCAACAGUAAAUACUGAAUAUUCCUCUGGCUCCUCCAUGGCUUAGCCUCUUCUGAGCCUUCCACACAAAGAACUGUGAACUAAAGUUCAUUUUUCUAUGGAAUUGUACACUUCAAUUUUAAUGUUUUAAAUUUAUUUUUAUAAUAAAAAUUGUAAUGGUUGCAUCUAUAA